CCCUCGUUCCUUCCUUCUGGAUGGGGGCCCAAGGGGAUGGGGUGGGUAUAAAGGGCCAGGUGGAGAGCACCCAGGCACAAGACAGUGCACCACCAGGACUGGGCGACGGACUCUCGUGGACAGGAGCCUUGGGACUCACCAUUCAGAGGCCAUGCUGCUGUGGCUGGCUUUCACCCUCCUGUGGAGCACCACCUGCUGGGCACAGCAGAUGUACGGGCAAGGAGGAGGCAAAUAUUUCAGCACCUCCAGAAACUGUGAAAUCACCGGAAUCCGGGUGGCUGUGGAUCUCCUGGGCCUGGUAAAGAGUAUCCAGGUGAGAUGUGGCGUGUCCUGGAGCACAGUGUUCGGUGCCCCAGGUGGGACUACCCAGGAAUUCAUCCUGCAGCCCGGAGAACACAUCCAAAUGAUCUAUGGCUCCUACAGAGUGUUUAUCCGGUUCCUGAUCAUAGCCACAGAUCAAGGGCGCUAUGCCAUGUUUGGAAGGGAAAGUGGCAACACCUUCAUCGUCUUCCCCGAUAAGGACGGGAAGGUACUCACGGGAAUCUGUGGCCAGCAUAAGCUUUUAGGCCUUUCGGGCCUCUGCUUUCAGUGGGACUACCCUCUAGAGGAUGAGGAGUGGACCACUGAACAACCAACUAACUGUACUAGAGACAUGACAGACUCCAGCUGAGCCAAGGGGGCUGAGAAUAGCUGAGUCUGAGCCUCCAAUUGGAAUCCGCCAAUAAAUAAAGCUUCUGCAAGAA
Messenger RNA from Callorhinus ursinus (northern fur seal), 743 nucleotides. NCBI's taxonomy places the organism in Eukaryota, Metazoa, Chordata, Mammalia, Carnivora, Otariidae. The record is from RefSeq and is a predicted model, not a curated record.